GUAUCGUUGUAUUGGUAACUAUAAACAAUAAUAAGACUCGUCUGUUGCUCGCUGGGGAUUCACAUGAAUUUGUCUUAAAUUUAGCAAUGUAGGCGACUUAAAUGACAGGCACAGAGAUGAUUUAGUUAGAUAAGUUUUGCAGAAACAAAUUUUUAUAUUCAUUGUUGAUUGUUGGUAUGGGGUGUGCAACCAGCCUUCAGCAGAAAAAUCAAAUAAAUACACAGAGCAAUAUUAUUAUAAAAAAUAAAAAUAUGGCAGAUGAAAAACAACAAUAUGAUGCAGAUUUUAUCAUAAAGGAGAGAAACGAAGUAAAUGAGAACGAAAAUGGGGAGAAUGCUGUUCAGACUGAAGAGGAAAAUUCUGGAGAGAAACAAGAUUUUAACAAUGUGAAGUUGUAUGAGCUCACGAUACGGACUCAAGAUGUACAGGUGAAACCAGAAUUCCAAGAAGCACUAGAUGGAUGCAAAGAUGAACUAACUGAAGCAAUGAAUUUUCUAAAAAGCACAGAAGACUAUAAAAAUGAACAAGUUUUAAGCAGUAUGGAAAUACUCAAAAAAAGUUAUGUCAAUACUAAAUUGACUACAUAUCGUCCAUUGCUCGGGGAACACUUAUGCAACAUUGGAUUUCCCACCUUAUUUAUUAAAUUCUGGAUUGAGUUAAAUAAAUUAGAUUUAUUUGAUCCAGAAAAUAAACAAGAAGUGAAGGUUUUUAAAGCUAUGAAAACUCUUACUUGGAAUUAUUCUGAUGCUUCAAUAGAAAUAUGCGCCGAGCUUGGAAAGGUCGGUGUGGUCCCAUUACUUCUCUCAAGCCUCAAGCAAAAAGAAUUGCUGCCAGAAACCCUAACAAACCCUAAUAUUAUACAUGUGAAGGGAAGUCUAGGGAUAUUAAACAAUAUGGUGCGACUUUAUCCUGACAAUAUUCAACUCUUGCGGGACAAUAAUGCCGUAAAGCUUCUACUGGACUACACAGCGGUUAAAUUCCUGAUCUUAAAAGCCAAUUGCUUUAUGAUCCUCUCGUUUCUCAUUACCGACGAAGAGGUAAGCUUACUGGAGAAUACCGGUGUUGCCGUUCGAUUCAUCAUUGAUCUGCUCACCACAUCCUUGACUGGAGGAAAGGGACGAGGGUACAGCACUUCAGAAAUACUUCUCUCUUUGAAUAAUCUAGCUCUUAAUGAUGAGAACAAAUUGAAAAUUGUGGAAUACAAUGGUCUUGCUCAGUUGGAUAGAGCACUUAAAAAGCGCACAAAAUCAAUCCUUGUUCUUUCUGCAAUGCUUAUUUGGAAAUUAGCUUUCAUGGAGCAAAAUCGUGAGAGAAUAAGAGAAGAAGAAAGCCUAAUAAAUGGUUUAAAGCUUAACAAGAGUUCCGGCAUUUCCAAAAUACAAGCAGCAUGCUCAGGUGCAUUGUGGGAAAUAUUUGAGGGACAGCCUAAUGUAAAUGAAAAUAUACUUGUCAUCCAACCAACGUUCAAGAAAGGCCCCCAUGUGAUGAUCAGCUACCAAUGGGAUGUACAACCAAGAAUUAUUAAGUUGAAAGAAAAACUCCAGAAAGAAGGUUACAAUGUCUGGAUGGAUAUAGACCAGAUGGAGGGCGACAUAUUGGGUGCAAUGGCUGCUGCUGUUGAGAAUGCUUCUGUCAUUCUGUCAUGCAUUUCUAAGAAGUACAAGGACAGUACAAGCUGUAGAACAGAAGCAACAUAUGCUUACAAACAGAAUAAGCCAAUUAUCCCCUUGAUGGUGGAAGAAAAUUAUGUGCCUGAUGGUUGGCUCGGAGCUCUUAUUGGCACUUUGAUUUACUUUCCUUUGUUUGACGACUCCAAGUUGGACAAAGAGUUCCAGCGUAUUGUAAGUGAGAUUGGUGAUCGAGGAAAACAGCAGAAAGGACAGAAAAAAAUACAACAUAAAGAAAUCCUGGCUGUCGCUGCUCCAAUUGAAGGUUCUAGAAAUAACAGAGGCAUUGAUUCAACAGACAAACCUGCAGCUCCGCCUCCAAAGGCCACACCCCCAAGGAUAAAAGCUGAUAUCUCCAACUGGACAUCAAGUGAUGUUGAGAAGUGGUUGAAAGAGAUCAAACUAGAGGAAUGUAGGUCUGCCAUGAAGGAUGUAGAUGGUGACAUCUUGAUGCAGAUGUAUAGGAUGUCAAAAGAAGCACCAGAUUUCUUCUACUCGAGAUUAGAGAGAGACUUUGAAAUGAACCAUUUGAUGCAGAUAUUGAAGUUCUCAAGUGCUUUAGAGAAAAUUUUGUGUUGAGUGUAAAUUUGAGUACUUUAGUACUAAAUCCAGAUGUACAAGAUGUCAAAAGAAUCACCAGAUUGUUUCUACUCAAUUAAGAGAGAAUUUAUUAUGAACCAUUUGAAACAGAUACUUAAAUUCUCAAGUUCUGUGUUGAGUGUAGAUUUAAGUAGUGCUUUUGAAUUAUUAUUUAUAUAACAUAAAUAUAUGAAAUAUAUUUUUCCAUUGUAAAUAAUCCUGUUAUUUAAAGAUUUUGUAGUGAAAAGUCUAAAAUUCAACAAAAAUAUAAUACUUCGCAUAGAACAGUGAGAAUCCUACAGUAUAUAGUUAUCAAGUCCGUCAGAAGCGGUUUCGGCAGGUCCGGACCAAUAAUUUGUAUCGUUUGUAAGCCAAAUUGUACUUCUCUUUUUUUUACAAAAUUAAAUGACUCGACUUCAAGUAACAAAUCAGUCAGUCUCGGCCAUUCUCCUUGAUGUUACUGUUCAUGAGUUGCUUGUCGAAAUUUACGUCUUUAUUUUUACCAUUUUAAUGUACCGUGUUACCACAGGUAAAAGUCGCGGUUUCCGAAAAUAUACUUUAUCUCAUUGUAUAUAAUAUAUAUCUGGCAACUCUUGUAUAUAAACAUUCUUUUUAUUAUUGUAUAGAAUAAAUAUUGUAGGUCUAGUUGUGUAUUUAUUCAACAAAGCAUCUCCUUAUUAUUGUUAUUAUUUAAUUAUAGGUACUGGAUAUACUAGCGUAUAAGGCGACCCGGGUAUAAGACGAAACCUGAGAAGAUUUUUGUAUGCCGGCGUAUAAGACGACCCACUGUUUGAUCAUCAGAAUUCCUACUUUUUUCUAUUUUAUGGUCUUCAAACUUAAUCUAGCUGGCUAAAAAAGGAGCAAAUGCAAGGCUAAUCUUACAAAUAAUACCUUUUUGAGCUUUUAAAUGUUCAUCAAAAUCUUAUUUCCCCCAUAUUUAAAAUUGCGUUCAUUCACACUAACAUUUAGUUGCUUCAUUGCAGUAGUAAAUUCGUGUUAUGCACGAUCUGCACAUAAUACGAACAUAAUUUUUAACAAAAAAUAUUUCCUAUAAAAAAAAGCUGCAACUUCUGUAGCUUAUUAAAUUUGUGUAUACAGCUACUUCCAAA
Anneissia japonica is the source of this 3355-nucleotide messenger RNA. RefSeq lists its product as uncharacterized. NCBI's taxonomy places the organism in Eukaryota, Metazoa, Echinodermata, Crinoidea, Comatulida, Comatulidae. The record is from RefSeq and is a predicted model, not a curated record. Gene Ontology annotation, biological process: signal transduction. The coding region runs from base 177 to 2246 and encodes 689 amino acids. The transcript is spliced from 6 exons.